Molecule: messenger RNA, 1524 nt
Organism: Morus notabilis
Lineage: Eukaryota; Viridiplantae; Streptophyta; Magnoliopsida; Rosales; Moraceae
Exons: 1
Coding region: 330-1352 (340 amino acids)
Source: RefSeq, a predicted model, not a curated record
ACUCACACUCCCACAUAAAAACUCCCACCCACUCUCCUCCCCUCUCUCUCUCUCUCUCUCUCUCUCUCUCUCUAAAAGAGCUCGUAACAAGACAAAGCUAUCUCUUUGGGUUUCUCUCAUCGGAAGGAUUUUAUUAGAUCUCUUUGUUUUCUGCAAAAAAGGGUAGCGGCGGCGGGGACCAGGCCCAGAAAAUGCCGGCACGGCCCACGAACUACGAUUACUAGCCACAUCACAACAGCGAAAAAAAAAAAACCUUCAAAUUUCUUUUGUUGUUUUUGUUUUUUUUCUGUUUGGGUAAGUUUGAACAAUUCGAGUCUUGUUACGAGUAAAUGAGGUGCAAAAAGCAUCUCUCCGACCUGAGCAGCCGCGUCGGCGUCUGCGCCUCCUGUCUCCGUGAACGCCUCGUCGUCCUCAUCGCUGCCCAGGCCCAGGCCCAGCAGACCCAUCAACAGGCCCAGCUUUCUCGAGCUCUCUCACGCUCCGCCGCCAUCGCCGAUCAAGAUCCUCGCAAGUCCGACCCCAAUCCUCCUCCUCCGCCGCCGCCGCUCGCCUUCCCUCGCUCAGUCUCUCCCUACGUCUCUCGCAGGAAAUCCGACGGUUUCGCCGCUGCCACGUGGAGCCAUAACCAGCCGGACGAUCACCUCCGCGGGAAUCCUCACCACCUCCGAUUCUAUAGCACUCCUCAGGUCGGACCAACCUUCGGCCAUUCGAUUGAUUCUGGAUCGUUCAACAAGAAGAAGAAAAGCAAGUUCUCUCUGUUAUCCAACCUUUUCCGUUCCAGAUCCGAGAAGUUCGAGUCCGAUCCUAGGGUUUCGUAUCGAGAUUCGUACGCCACGACUUCUUCGCCGUCUCCGUCUUGGUUCUCCGCGAUCUUCGCCAGCCGGAGAGACAGGUCGUCGUCGUCGUCCAUGCAAUCUCAGUUCUACGUCGAAGCUUCCGCCGUCGGAGGCAGACAUCGGACGAGAACGACGGAUCGGGGAAUGUCGCCUGCGAGGGGUACGGAUUUCGACUACGACUACGACGAAGACGCCGGCGAUCGGUCUCCGUCGGGAAGCGGACACUCGUCGGAAUCCUCGCCUGGGUGGAAGAAUACUCCGACGGUGGCGCCGCCGUCGGCGAGGAGGUCGAAGCGGGGACAGAGCAGGAACGUCUCGGGAUUGGCUUUCUGUCUGAGUCCGUUGGUGAGAGCCAGCCCUCACCGGCACUGGAAUCAGAAGGGAGUACCACCGGAGAUUGGGAAGUCCGGCGAGGCUAGAGUUUCAGGCAAGCCACAUCUGAAAAAUGCGGCAUCUUUUUGCAAGAACCGGUCGAGAAAGCUCGCGGAUUUUGGACGAGCAAAUCACAACCGGUGAUUUCGUCGACCGUUGACACCCUUGACAGUGACCCACCGCGACCGUGGAGAUGACCCCGUUUGUUUGCAUAAGUACGGUUUUGCCCCUUUCUUUUGCUCGUAUUUACCUUUUCACAUUACAUGGUCCAUUCUAUUAUUUAUUUCAAGGGAAGGGAAAAAAAAAAAAAAAAAAG